This is a messenger RNA of Chrysoperla carnea, 1900 nucleotides long. Its product is annotated as pancreas transcription factor 1 subunit alpha-like. The transcript has 3 exons. NCBI's taxonomy places the organism in Eukaryota, Metazoa, Arthropoda, Insecta, Neuroptera, Chrysopidae. Bases 106 to 1008 code for a protein of 300 amino acids. Gene Ontology annotation, molecular function: RNA polymerase II transcription regulatory region sequence-specific DNA binding; protein dimerization activity; DNA-binding transcription factor activity, RNA polymerase II-specific. Gene Ontology annotation, biological process: developmental process; regulation of transcription by RNA polymerase II. The record is from RefSeq and is a predicted model, not a curated record.
UCCAGUACACAUGUACAACGCACAAAUCUUAACAAUCCACACGUGUCCUCUUGAACAGUGUUAAAGUGUUAACGUGCGCUAUUAAUUAAUUUGGUGUUAACACAUAUGACAUUAGAUUCGUUAAUAAAUAACGAUACAUCAGUGAAAAUGUUUAGUAUGGAACAUCAUGGCCAUGGCCAUAAUCAGUUCUUCUUUGAUCCACAAAAUUUUGUAUCAAAUAAUCAUCAUUUAACAAAUCAUCGUAGCUCACCUGGUAUGCUAAUGAAUUCGGUGAAUAAUAAUAAUAAUAAUAAUGGCGGAGGGACUCAUUCUUCUGCUGUGGUAACGUCUUCAUCGUGUUUUGGAACAAAUAGUGUAACAUCCACAAGUUUAAAUGACUGUAGUAGUGGUUCCACAAAUUCUAGUGAUAUGUUCUUUUAUGAUGAUAGUUGUACCAGCGAUACUGGAUCGAAUUAUUCGUAUGGAAGUGAUCAAGAAAAUUCGUGUACAAAUUCAACAAAAGAACGCCUACGCCAUCAUAAACGCCGACGUCGUAAUAAAUGUCCCCAACAGCAAAUUCAACAACGUCAAGCUGCUAACUUGCGUGAACGUAAACGUAUGCAAAGUAUUAAUGACGCAUUCGAAGGUUUACGUGCCCACAUUCCAACAUUACCAUAUGAAAAACGUUUAUCAAAAGUGGAUACGUUAAAAUUAGCUAUUGGUUAUAUCAAUUUUUUAAGUGAAUUAGUUAGAGCGGAUCGAAAUAAUAGUAAUGGUGGGGAUGGCACCACUAAUGGGGGUACUGUACGACAACCAUUAAAAGAAGAGCCUAAAAAAGUUAUUGUUAGAGGAAUUGGUGCUGGACAUUAUACAGCCCAUUCAUUGUCUUGGUCCCGUACCAAAGAUGUAAAUGCUAAUGGUAUUAUGUAUGCAAAAGUUUGGACACCAGAAGAUCCACGAGCUAAUAAACAUUUACAACAAUCCACAACAGUCCAAGUAACAAUUUUACCAAAUUUGUCCCCAAAUUAAUUGUAAACUAAGUGAUAUAAUCUUAUUUAUAAAAUCUACUAUUCAGAAGGUACUAAACGGCUAAAAUCAUUUUGUUUCAUUCUUUCGAUAGGUAUAAUUUAAAAGGGAGUUUAUAUAACUUACAUCUCAGCAAAGCGUAUCUGGAUUAUUGGGAUUUUACGCAGGGCGUACAACUAGUCAAGCUUUGCAUAGCCACAGCUAGACCAUUUGGCAAUGCUUGGUUGAAGCUCACUGGAACAAAGUUGAGAAGGGUGGUGGGAAUCUGGGCAGGACACUGUAAAAAAAAACUGCAGGGUGUCAGGUAUAUAAUGUUUGAGUCCGAAACCUUGGAUUCAUCAAUCCUGGGAGCAAUUCCGACGGAAAAUCUGUGUGAAUUUUUCUAUAGCUUCAUCUACUUUAAAUAGCACUCCUUACUUGAAGACGCUUCGCCUCCGGAUGACAGGAUGUUUUCAGGGAGGGCACACAGGACCUCUUGGUUAAGAUCAGUGUUUCUCAAAUUUGGCGAUAACGCUCCCCUUAUGGACGCAAGAGGCUUACAGGGGGGCGGAAUGACUAAUUUGUUUGGACAAAUGUAAUAAGAUAAGAAUGAUAUAACACUCUUUGAUGGGGCUGAAAAAUAAUUGAUUCUGGAAGUGAGCGGUAGACAAAAUAAAUUUGAGAACCUCUGGUUUAGAUGUUGUAUACCCAUUUGCAGUACCACUUUCAUCUGUAUUUUUAUUACAUUUCAGCAGCAUGUAAGGUUUUUCGUACAUAAUACUAAGCUAACCAAUUUUCACAUCGAAAAAGUAAAAAGUCAACGAAUCUUUAUUAUCCAAUUUUAUUAAUAUUGAAACUGUCCGCCAGUUUUAAAAGUAACAAAUUAAAAAUGACAAGUAAAGCAAUCAAAGAAAAG